AUGGGUUACAAAUUGACAGUGUGAUAUUGGUGAAAAGUCUUAAUUAACUCAACUUUUAUGGAUUUGUUAUAAUUCUACUGGUUAUUUAUUUAAAUCUUCGUCCGAUAUGUAGAGUUGGUUCAAUUUUUUUAAGUCUAAUUCCAACUUUACGUCCCACAAACUCCUACGUAAGACAUCAAUUGCAAUGUUGCCUUUAUACCAUUACCAGCGCUGUUGGCGUUGCUAAAGCAAAGAAUGAGUUGAUAAAAAUGAAGUCUUAGUCUUCUGGUCUUUGUUAAAAAUUCCGGAAACUUGCUGGUGGGCUUCUUGGAAGGUGUUCUCCCUAUUUCUGAUACUACACUUUCUUUCUUCUUCUGGCCGAUUGAAGGUUGUUGCUGGCGGGAAAUCUAACAUGGCAGACAUGCUUAUUUCAGGAGUUGUCCGAAAACUUGCUGAUAUAGCUGGUAAUCUAAUAGCAAAAGAAGGCUCUCGCUUGUCAGAGUUGAAAGAAAACAUUGUUUGGAUUGGAGAUGAGAUGAGGUGUAUUAAAUCUUUCUUGGAAGAUGCUGAUGCAGUAGAGUCAGAAAGCAGAGGAUUGGCUGACUUCAUCAGGAGCAUUUGGGAUCUUGCUUACGAUUUGGAGGAUAUCAUGGAAGCGUACUUCCCUAAGCUAUCACCACUUAGAAGGAAUGACUGGAAGGGGUGUCUUGGUUGGUUUUUGAGUGCUAAAACUGUUCGUGACUUUGCCGUGGAGAUCGAAGAAAUAAGACGAAGGGUCGAGGAGAUCAAUCGCAGGAGACAGACUUAUCAAGUCCCAGAUGCAAGUGGCCAUCCUGGAAGAGAGGUGAGGGAUUCAAGAAGAACUUUUCCUCACACUGACGAAGUAAAUGUUGUUGGUAUGGACGAACACGUUGAGGAAUUGGUGGCCAAAGUGUCGGAUCAAGAUUCAGAGCAUCGUGUGAUCUCAAUAACAGGCAUGGCUGGUAUAGGCAAGACAACACUGGCCAGAAAGGUAUAUAAUUCUGUUAGACAAAGUUAUGAGUGUUCAGCUUGGAUUUAUGUCUCUCGACAACCAAACCCAAAUGAACUUUUACAUGAUAUAGCAAGGCAAGUUGGCUUGACGAAGAAGGAGCGCAACCACAACAUGGAGGGUAAUUUGUUCCAGAUUUUAAGCCUAAAAAGGUAUGUGGUAGUAAUUGAUGAUAUAUGGCAGAUUGAAGCAUGGGAUGCUUUAAAAAAUGGCAUUCCUGUUAAUUCCAUGAAUGGCAGUAGAAUAAUCAUCACUUCCCGAUGCAAAUAUAUGGGUGUACAAAUUGGUGGGCAAAUUUUUUUAUAUGAAUUGCAACCCUUAGACGAAGAAAAGAGUAGGGAGCUAUUCUUCAAAAUGGUUAUAGCUGCCCCACAGGACAAUGAUGAAGAUGGUGAUCCCUCACAAUUGGAAAACAUUGGUGAGAAAAUACUAAAGAGAUGUGGCGGUGUGCCGCUUGCGAUAAUAGUUAUAGCAGGCCUCUUGUUAUCAAGAGAGAGAAACAUACACGCAUGGAAAGGGGUAUUAGAGAGUAUAGGUAAAGAUGAAGACCAAUGUUCAAAGAUCUUUUCUUUGAGCUACAAGGAUUUACCUUCAAUGAUGAAACCAUGUUUUUUAUACUUUGGUCUAUUUCCAGAGGAUCAUGAAAUUUCCGCAUUCAAACUAAUCAAUUUAUGGGCAGCUGAAGGAUUUAUUCAUGGCAGUGGAGUAAGAGAGGUUGAGGAUGUGGGGCAAGAUUACCUAAAUCACCUAGUUGGUAGAAACCUAAUUCAAGUUGUCGAGAGGAGGUCCAACGGGACAGUUAGACUUUGUCGUAUUCACGAUAUAUUGCACGACCUUUGCAUUAGGAAGGCUAGGGAGAUGAACUUUUUUAACACUCUCAAUGAUGUAGCCACUUGUGCAAAUUGGCUUGCACCACGCAGAGUCACUGCCCAUCAAAAUGAUGCUGGCAACUACGUAUCUCAAAAUUAUCAAACUCCAAAGCUUCGGGCUUUGUUAUGUUUCGAUAAUUUGAUAAGCAUAGGUUGGGAGCUGGUUGAGCAGCCAAUUAAGCUUCGUCAUAGAAACUUCAAAUCUCUUCGGGUGCUAAUAAUAAAGCUCUACACUCAGAAGGCGGCCCCUAUGAAUGAAAUUGUGAAGUUAAAACACCUCCAUCACCUUGAAUUGGGAGGGUGGUAUUUUAUGGAGCUUCCUUACGCCAUAAGCAAUUUGAAAAAUUUGUUGACCUUGGAUCUACAUCAAUGCCGCAAACUCAUCCUCCCUGAUGCCAUCUGGAAAAUGAAGCAACUAAGACAUAUUAUAUUACCUCGUAAAUGUCGGGCUCCUUCAGUCUGUGGGGUCAACUUGGAUAGCCAUAGGUUCCUUCCAUUUGAAGUUUCUUUACCAAACCUGCAGACCCUCUAUGAAUUGCCUGUCAAACUUUUUGAGGCCAAUUGGUUGCACAAACUUGAUAGUUUGAGAAGACUGAAAGUCUAUUUUCCAACUGAGCAUAUCAUUGAGGUAUUGUCAAGUGCAAACUCCCUGUCACAGAGGCUAGAAGAAUUGCUUUUAUUAUCGCGAGACCGUACAGAUACUUGUGUUCCAAUUGGAGGAUUAUUUACUGAAUUUAGCUCAACAUUGGAUCUGUCUAAAUAUGUAAGUCUUGGUAAGUUACUCGUCAGCGGGUGCAGCAUGGUGGAUUUUCCACGACAUGACAAACUGCCAACAUGCCUCACAGAGCUUAUCCUUGAGUACACUAUGCUGGAAAUGGACCCAAUGGUGACUUUGAAGAAACUACCAAGACUUAAGAUCCUUAUACUUGGAUUUGAUUCAUACUUUGGGGAGGAGAUGGUAUGCUCUGGAGAAGCUGACAGCUUUCCUCAACUCAAAAUAUUGAAAAUUUAUUCAAGCGAUCUGGAGGAGCUUGUAAUUGAGGAAGGAGCAAUGCCCAAACUCAAGGACCUUACCCUCACUCCCUGCAUACCGAGAAUGAGAGUUCCAGAUAGAAUCAGAAAUAUAAUCAUGAUUUACCCAUACAUAUCAGAUUACACCUACCUCCCCUGGAUGAGACUUGGGAGGCAUGCUUAUCCGUGACUUCAUUUUGGAAGAUGAAAGCACCAUCUAAAGGAUGAAUUCAUGGGCUCUUGAUCUUCAGACUGCUUGCUUCUCAAUCUAUUCUUGCGACAUGACGUCUUUCGGUUGAUUGCUUCUCAUGAGAAGGAAUGGUUUCUGCUUUUGUGAUUUGGUAUCUUGGUUGCUAUAUAAUUACCCUUAGAUGUUGUCUGAAUUUAUCACUGGCUUUGAUGGAUGUUCAAUAAAUUUACAUAUAUUGA
This is a messenger RNA of Diospyros lotus (date-plum), 3318 nucleotides long. Its product is annotated as toMV susceptible protein tm-2-like. Gene Ontology annotation, molecular function: ADP binding. Bases 392 to 3079 code for a protein of 895 amino acids. The record is from RefSeq and is a predicted model, not a curated record. The transcript is spliced from 3 exons. NCBI's taxonomy places the organism in Eukaryota, Viridiplantae, Streptophyta, Magnoliopsida, Ericales, Ebenaceae. Gene Ontology annotation, biological process: defense response to other organism.